Pediculus humanus corporis (human body louse) is the source of this 1341-nucleotide messenger RNA. Its product is annotated as Growth-arrest-specific protein, putative. Gene Ontology annotation, cellular component: motile cilium; Golgi apparatus; microtubule. The coding region runs from base 1 to 1341 and encodes 446 amino acids. Gene Ontology annotation, molecular function: microtubule binding; small GTPase binding. Gene Ontology annotation, biological process: cell motility. The transcript has 2 exons. Lineage: Eukaryota; Metazoa; Arthropoda; Insecta; Psocodea; Pediculidae. The record is from RefSeq and is a predicted model, not a curated record.
AUGGGUCCGAAAAGUAAAAAAAGUACCGCUGGAAAAACAAAAAGUGGUUCGGGUGGUGUCGUAGAUGGUGUAAGCACAACGGAAAUGACAAGAGAACAACUCGAACAACAUGCCAAUCGUCUUCGUGGAGAAAUGGAAAGAGAACGUGAGGAAAGACAUUUUUUCCAAUUGGAAAGAGACAAAUUGAGAACGUUUUGGGAAAUAACGAGACAGCAAUUGUUGGAAAGCAAAGCAGAACUUCGUAAUAAAGAUCGGGAGUUGGAGGAAAAAGAAGAAAGUCAUCAAGAUCAAACGAAAAUGAUAAAACAAAAAUUAAAACAUUUACUAUACGAACACCAAGUCGACAUAUUUGAUUUGAGAGCGGAAAAUGUCGUCUCAUUGAAAUUAGCACAAGAAAAUUUUAACGAACAAGAAAUUGCUUUGUUACAAGAUAAGAAAAAUUUAAAAGAAAAAUUAUUUGAAUUGAAUAAAAAUCACGAUGAAUUGAUGAGAGGAUUGAAAUUGGAAUUCGGUCGAAAAUUGAGCGAAAUAAGAAAAGAAUUCGAAAUGGAAAAAUUAGAAAUCGAAUCCAAAUAUGAAAAACUAUUGGAAAGUCAAAGAAAUGAAUUUUUUAUUUUACACAAAAUGGAAAUGACGGAAGUUAACGAAAGGAAAAAUAAACACAUAAAGGAUUUGAUUGAAAAUCAUGAAAAAUCAUUCACCGAAAUAAAAAUUUAUUACAACGACAUAACUCUAAAUAAUUUAGCAUUGAUAUCGAGUUUGAAAGACCAAAUAAAAAAUUUAAAAGAAAAAGAAGAAAGAAUGGAAAAAUCAUUGAGAGAAAUAAAGAGAGAAAAUCAAGGAUUGAGAGAACCCGUGAAAAAUGCCAAAGAAGAAUCAAUCGAAUUAUUUAAACAAUUGACUAAUUAUAAAAAAGAUAAAAAAUCAUUUGCCAACGUUAAGAAAGUUUUGGCGUCAACGCAAAAAGAACUUGAGGGUCUCAAAUGGGAAAAAAGUUCUUUGGAAUCCGCCGUCGAAAAAUUACAAAAAGAAAAAAGCGAAUUGAAUGAUAAAUUAAUUACGUCCGUGUUAAAAAGAGAAGCGCAAUUUUCCGAAAUCAUGACCUUGUGUCAAAUCGAUCCUGAAAUAUUAUCGACCGUUAAUAACAAAGUCGAAGAUUUGCUCAAUAAGAAAAAUGCAGCCAUACAAGAUUUAGAAUUCGAAUUGGCUAAAGCGAGUAAAUCUCAUGAUGACGUACUCAGAACCUACGACGCCAUUUUAAUUAAAUAUAAUAUACCUAAAGAAGAAUUCGAAUCCAUGUUUAAAAAAUUAUUUUCCGAACCUGUUAUUUUCGAUUUGUAA